GCUACCGCUGCCACGAAACCUACCACAUCCUCUCAUUUGACCAACGAAUUUUUGGCAGCUUCUGCUGAAAUGGAAAACUGUGGAGACAUCCAAGUGAAAGAGCUGAAGAAGUGUAAUUCAGGUCAGGCGUUUGAGGUCAUCCUGAGCCCCUCAACUCCCGACGCCAAGGUGGAAUUUCCACUGUCCCCUCUUAAAAGGAAGGAAAUGUCAAUCGAUGACAUUAAGAAGAAACUGGAGGCUGCUGAAGAGAGACGCAAGAGCUACGAGGCUGAAGUACUGAAACACUUGGCUGAGAAACGAGAGCACGGGAAGGAAGUCAUUCAGAAGGCCAUCGAGGGAAACUGCAACUUUAGCAAGAUGGUGAGACAGAAACUGAAUCAGCAGAUGGAAGCAUAUCAGGAGAACCGCAGCGCACGGAUGGCAGCUCUCAACGAGAAGUUCAAGGAGAAGAACAAGAAGCUGGAAGAAGUGAGGAAGAACAAGGAGGCGCAGAAAGGACUAUUAAUUUGAUAUAACCUAGAAAACAGUUUUUACAUCUCUAAAGAUUUUGCUAUAUUUUUUUUAUCUGAUGUUUUCACAACUAUUCUUUCUUAUCUUUCUUACACUCAUGGAUAAACCUUUUCCCUC
Hippoglossus stenolepis (Pacific halibut) is the source of this 627-nucleotide messenger RNA. RefSeq names its product stathmin-like. Gene Ontology annotation, cellular component: neuron projection; cytoplasm. NCBI's taxonomy places the organism in Eukaryota, Metazoa, Chordata, Actinopteri, Pleuronectiformes, Pleuronectidae. Bases 70 to 510 code for a protein of 146 amino acids. Gene Ontology annotation, molecular function: tubulin binding. The record is from RefSeq and is a predicted model, not a curated record. The transcript is spliced from 4 exons. Gene Ontology annotation, biological process: microtubule depolymerization; neuron projection development; regulation of microtubule polymerization or depolymerization.